UGUCAUCGCUCUGGGUGGGUGAUCGUGAGUGAGUUCAUUUCUUUUCGGUCUCACUCUGUCUCUACACAUUUCUCUCCGAAUAGCGUGAUUGCUCAUUGUUACGUGCCUGCUGCACCAUUUUAACACCCUACACCGUCUGCAGUCUUCUUCUACUUCACCACAGCUGAACGGGCUUUUGCUGCUCAUUUACAACCAGGAGUCCAUCCAUGUCUGGUGAUUUUUUCAUUCAGGAUCUGAGGAAUGUGGUGUCUGAAAAUAAACUGAACGACAGGAUACAUGGACACAAUACAAGACUGCGCCUGUGACAAAGCUGUGCAAGGUAAGACACUGAAAUUUAUGGGAUAACACAAGAAUUAAGAAAUCCUUGCACUUGUUUCAUUAUUACGCUAUUUUCUUUUGAGAAUUAAGGAACUAUAUCUAGUUCAGAUGUUACACUCCCAGCUUUGUAUUGCUCCUCAGGGAUGUUUUGCUAAGGAGACAUGGUUCACUUGGGAUUUAACUGCUGCUGUUGGUUACACCAAUAGUUUAAUUAAAGUUGCUUGUCUGAACAGAAAAGAAACCAGAGACAACACCUUACUUUGUUGCCUCAGAUGUAAAACAAAGCCACAUUUAUUGCACACACUGACUCAAUCCCCCCCCCCCCAUUCACCUCCUGCACUGCAAUACUGUCCCAAUGCAAAAUGUUCAGUUCCUCUUUUUAGUGUAGAUGGUUAAUAGCGGUUUCUUCCUUUGCUGGAGGAAGUAUUCUGAUCCUUUAGUAAAGUAAAAGUAUUCAUAUAAAAAUGUUCUAUUACAAGUAAAACUCUUGCUUUAAACAUGUAACUAAUAGAUAUAUAGAUAGAUAUGUUAUUCACACCCAAAGGGAAAUUGCAGUGUUGCAGUAGAAAGGUAAGGUAAGCGUAAAGGUAAGUAUUAUCAGCAAAUUAAAAAUCAAAAGUAAAAGUACUCGUAUGAAGAAAAAUGCCUCAGUAAAUGUUUUGGAUUAUUAUUAUUGAUGCAUUCAUGUGAAAGUAGCAUUUUAUUGUUGUAGGCUAGUUAAUAGAUGUGGAGCUAAUUUUAUUGGCUCAUCCCAAAACAUGUUUUAUAUGUAAAAGCUCCAUGUGUAAAGCCUAGCAACUGUCAAAAAAUGGAGUAAAAAUAUUUCCCGCUGAAAUGUGGUGGAGUUGAGAACCCAUGUACGUACACAACGAUGAAUCUUCUCUUAUGUAUAGGCCUAUCUCCUAAACUUUGUUAAUUUUUUUUCUGUUGUAUUUCUGCAGAACCACAUGCAUACACACACUAAAAUCUGUUUAAGGGCCCUGUGCUCUGCCGGUCCUCCGAUCUGAUUCUGCAUUCUGACCGACGUACUGCAGUGAAUGUUCAACAUAAGAGUCAGCCAGUACAGUCCGCCAAGGAAAGAAUCGGGAGGUCCCCGGAGAACAUGGCAUUCUGGAGAAGAAAUACUCAUAUUGAGAAGGAACGCCGUGUGAAAGCCAAUGCGUGGGACUACAAUGACAAGUUCUCAUAUGCUGACAAUCGCAUCAAAACCUCAAAGUACAACAUCUUAACCUUCCUGCCCAUCAACUUCUUUGAGCAGUUCCAGAGGGUUGCAAAUGCGUACUUCUUAGUGCUGUCGAUACUGCAGUUAAUUCCAGAAAUUUCCUCUCUGUCCUGGUUCACAACCAUCGUGCCUUUGGUGUUGGUGCUGGUAAUCACAGCUGUCAAGGAUGCCACAGAUGACUAUUUCCGACAUAAGAGCGACCAGCAAGUCAAUAACCGGCAGUCUCAGGUUCUCCUCAGGGGAAGUUUGCAGAAUGAGAAAUGGAUGAACGUUCGAGUGGGGGAUAUCAUCAAACUAGAGAAUAAUCAAUUUGUCGCUGCAGACAUCCUCCUUCUCUGUAGCAGCGAGCCCUAUGGACUGUGCUAUAUUGAGACUGCAGAGCUAGAUGGAGAGACGAAUCUGAAAGUUCGUCAGGCUUUGACCGUCACCUCAGGUUUGGGAGAUAUUACCAAACUGAUGAACUUUGAUGGAGAGGUCGUUUGUGAGCCACCGAACAACAAGCUGGAUAAAUUCACAGGAACUUUGUACUGGGGAGGCAAUAAAUACCCUCUGGAUAAUGACAAAAUGCUGCUGCGAGGUUGUGUACUCAGAAACACUGAGUGGUGCUUUGGAAUGGUCAUCUUUGCUGGGUUGCAAACCAAACUCAUGCAGAACUCUGGGCGGACUACAUUUAAAAGGACAAGUAUUGACAAGCUGAUGAACACCUUAGUGUUGUGGAUCUUUGCCUCCCUCAUUUGUAUGGGAGUCAUUUUGGCCAUCGGAAACACUAUUUGGGAAAGCUGCAUUGGCAGAAACUUCCAGGUAUUCUUGCCCUGGGAGGGGUUUCAGAGCAGUGCUGUUUUCUCUGGCUUCCUCACCUUCUGGUCCUACAUCAUCAUCCUCAACACUGUUGUGCCCAUCUCACUGUAUGUCAGUGUGGAGGUUCUGCGGCUCGGCCACAGUUAUUUCAUUAACUGGGACGGGAAGAUGUACCACAGUCAGACGGACACUGCGGCGGAAGCUCGCACCACCACCUUGACCGAGGAGCUGGGUCAGGUGGAAUUCAUCUUCUCCGACAAGACAGGCACCCUCACCCAGAACAUCAUGCUCUUCAGCAAGUGUUCCAUUAAUGGACAGACAUAUGGUGAAGUCUAUAAUGAAUUUGACGAGAAGGUGGAAAUUACAGAAAAAACAGCCUGUGUGGACUUUUCCUUCAACCCUCUCUGUGACAGAAAGUUUAAGUUUUACGAUGGCAGCCUGGUGGAAGCCAUUAAAUUGGAAGAUCCUACAGUGCAGGAGUUCUUCAGACUGCUGGCUUUGUGCCACACUGUCAUGCCAGAGGAGAAGAGUGAAGGAAACUUGGUGUACCAGGCCCAGUCACCUGACGAGGGAGCACUGGUGACUGCAGCUCGAAACUUUGGCUUUGUCUUCCGGGCCCGAACCCCCGAAACCAUCACACUGUAUGAGAUGGGACAAGCUGUCACCUACCAGCUGCUGGCCAUACUGGACUUCAACAACGUGCGCAAGAGAAUGAGUGUCAUUGUGAGAAAUCCACAGGGCAAGAUUAAACUGUACUCCAAAGGAGCUGACACUAUUAUCUUUGAACUUCUGGAUUCAUCCAGUGAAGCCCUCAUGCACACUACCUCAGAACAUCUCAGUGAAUUUGCUGGAGAAGGACUUCGAACAUUAGCCCUGGCCUACAAAGAUGUCGAUGAAGACUAUUUUGCAGUUUGGACGAAAAGGCUUCUGUUUGCCAGCACUGUAAUUGAGAACCGCGAGGAUCAACUGGCCGUGCUCUAUGAAGAGAUCGAGCAGGGCUUGAAGCUUCUAGGAGCCACGGCAAUCGAGGACAAACUGCAGGAAGGAGUCCCAGAAACUAUCGCCUGUUUAAAUCGAGCCAACAUCAAGAUCUGGGUCCUCACAGGAGACAAACUAGAGACAGCGAUGAACAUUGGCUACUCCUGCAACAUGCUGCGAGACGACAUGAAUGAGGUGUUCAUCAUCUCUGGCUACACACUGCUGGAGGUGCAGCAGCAGCUCAGGAGUGCUAAAGAGCACAUUCUCGGCGUGAGUCGAGUUAUCAGUGCAGGAGAUGUUCAGAUGAAAGACGUGACUGCAGAUGAUGUGUUUGAAGAAACCCUUAUUGCAGAGUAUGCCUUAGUCAUCAAUGGACACAGUUUGACUCACGCUUUGGAGCCACAGCUGGAGCACGUCUUGCUGGACGUGGCCUGUUUGUGUAAAACAGUCAUUUGCUGCCGGGUCACUCCGAUGCAGAAAGCCCAGGUGGUGGAGUUGGUGAAGAGGCACAAGAAGGCCGUCACUCUGGCCAUUGGAGAUGGAGCCAAUGAUGUCAGCAUGAUCAAGACUGCUCACAUCGGUGUUGGGAUAAGCGGUCAGGAGGGGAUGCAGGCAGUUCUGGCAUCAGAUUACUCCUUCGCUCAGUUUCGGUACCUGCAGCGGCUCUUGCUGGUGCACGGGCGCUGGUCCUACUUCCGCAUGUGUAAUUUCCUGUACUAUUUCUUCUACAAGAACUUUGCCUUCACACUGGUGCACUUCUGGUACGGUUUCUUCUGUGGUUUCUCGGCUCAGACUGUGUAUGACCAGUGGUUCAUUACCCUCUUCAAUAUAGUCUACACAUCUUUACCAGUCCUGGCGAUGGGACUUUUUGAUCAGGAUGUCAAUGACCAGAACAGCCUUCGCUACCCGAGCCUGUACAAACCCGGCCAGCAAAACCUUCUCUUCAACAAAUGCCAGUUUUUCCUGUGCACAGUGCAGGGGGUAUGCACAUCAUUCCUGCUCUUCUUCAUUCCUUAUGGUGCCUUCUCUGUCAUGGUGAAAGAGGACGGCUCCCACUUAUCUGACCAACAAGCGUUUGCAGUCACCAUAGCAACAUCCUUGGUCAUAGUCGUAAGUGUUCAGAUUGGACUCGACAAACACUACUGGACAGCUGUUAAUCACCUCCUCACGUGGGGUAGCCUGACAGUGUACUUUGCCAUUUUGUUUGCUAUGCAAAGUGAUGGCAUAUUUGGCGUCUUUCCAAGAAAUUUCCCAUUCAUAGGCACGGCACGUAACUGUCUAUCAGAGAAGAGUGUAUGGUUGGUCAUUCUGCUCACCACUGUGGUGUGUGUUGUGCCUGGCUUAGUAGUCCGCUUCCUGAGAGCAGACCUCUUCCCAACUCUAACAGAUAAGGUUCGUCAUCUACAACAGUCCAGGAAGAGGGAUCGACCUCAGGAGAAGAACCUGAGGCGAGUACGCAGGACGAGCUCCCGCCGCUCUGCCUAUGCCUUCUCCCACCAACAGGGCUAUGGAGAGCUGAUUACCUCAGGCAAAAACAUGAGGACGAGCAUAGUGUCUUCUGCUUGCUCCCCUGAAAGAACACCAAACAGCUGGAUAGAAAAUGUGUUAAAGAGAAAAAAUGAAGUCUCUUGCGUCUCUGAUAAAAGCACAGAAGCACCAGAAAGUGACAAAAGAGCAAAACAGACUCCAGAGUAACGGCACACUGACUGAACUUGACCUCUGGCUAAACAGAUUCUGUAUACUGUAUAGGAGACCGUAUGCAUGGAUCCCGUAGACCAAGCACAAGGUAUUAGUGUCCUUCAUUUGGGUGAAUUUAUGCUCAAAUGCAACAAUACAGUCGUACCUCAUUUUUUAUUCGUGUGUGAAUCAUUUGCCGGACGUGAAAGGCCAAUCAAAACAUGAUUAUUAGGAGGAACCAUUUCCAAAAAAAGCCAGCUGAUUGAAAACAGAUCAUGGUACACGUUUUAAUCUUUAUCAUGCAACCAUUUGUUUAAUGUGCAAACUCAGCCUGACAACAGCAGGUAUAUUUUAGGACAACGUUAUGCAUGAGUUGCUAAAGUUAAAGAAAUAUUUGUUGUCCUGCGUCAACUGAUCCAAUUUAAUCUUUAAGUGGUUGGAGCACAAACGUCUAUCAACAUUUAUGAAUAACAAAUAGCAAGCCCUCAGGUAGCCCUGAGCACCAGUACAAAACAUUUAUUAAUAGACUUACGUCUGUAAAGCCUAUGCAUUGAAACUCUCCUUUCAACCUACAUCCAAAGUGCUAAAAUGUAAGUUUUUUCUGUGAAAACUGAUGUAAAACUGCUGAAUAUGACAGUAAGCACAACUUAAUUAUUGAUUUAAAUAUAUUUAGUUAGCAGAAUGAAUGAUUAUUAUUUAGCUGACUCCAUAUUUUGCCAUAUGGAACUUUUAAUGCUAUAAUUCUGAGAUCUACAUUUCCUGACUUUCUCAUUUCACAGGAAAGAUAAUCCAUCUUUUCCAUUUGAUAAGAAAUGUGUUAAACUUGAAUACAGUGCUUGAAUCUGAUAUCCUCUCUAUAAUACAGGUUCAUCCCUCACUUUCUGCUUCCCAAAAUAAAGAGGAUGAAUAAAACAUUAAAUUCAGUGGAAAUGAGCUUUAAACCAACAACAAUCAUAUCCCCUCUUUUGUCUACCAGAAAUAGUCAAAGGGAAAACUGGCUGGGUGAGAUACGAUGUGAUAAAAGUCCCUGAACAAAAUUAAAUGCAGAAUGCUGCAGUUAUAUUCAGCACAGUACAGUAACCUAUGCCUUAGACCGCAGAGCCUCCGACAUCACUGCUCUCUAAUGAAGUGAAAAUGAAUCCUGUGCAAAAGCUCAACCCUAGUGUGUAAUCUUACAAUCAGGACUUCUUACCCUGAUUUCCCUUUGGCUCACACGCCUUUAACACAACACAAACAGCCAGAAGAAACAUGUCUCAGAGAUGCUGUUCCAACGACUGUUACUACUUCAACAACACUACUGCACAGGUAAAAUAUUUAGCACAUUUAAUUCUUUAUUUUUGCCCUUGUUUACUACAUUACGUUCAUGUAUAAAUGUUUUUAAAAAGGAUGUUUGGAUUUUAUACAACAGCACAAAUAAAAAAUAUUGUUUAUUA
Messenger RNA from Micropterus salmoides (largemouth bass), 6426 nucleotides. It is a transcript of the gene atp8b4, whose product is annotated as ATPase phospholipid transporting 8B4. Gene Ontology annotation, biological process: Golgi organization; phospholipid translocation. The coding region runs from base 1421 to 5011 and encodes 1196 amino acids. Gene Ontology annotation, cellular component: plasma membrane. NCBI's taxonomy places the organism in Eukaryota, Metazoa, Chordata, Actinopteri, Centrarchiformes, Centrarchidae. The transcript has 28 exons. Gene Ontology annotation, molecular function: ATP binding; ATPase-coupled intramembrane lipid carrier activity; ATP hydrolysis activity. The record is from RefSeq and is a predicted model, not a curated record.